GCUCACUCGAGCUCGACGUCUCCAGCUCAGUGAAGGCAAGCCAUGUCUGAGGAAUUCAUCACAAUCGUGUCUGGCGAUGGUUUCCAAUUCAUCAUCGACAAAGAGGCCGCCAUGGGUUCAGGCACCAUCAAGACGAUGCUAUCUGACCCGGACUGGCUCGAAGCAGGCCAAAAGGUCAUCAAUCUGUCCGAACAAAGCGGAGAGAUUGUCGAGAAGUUUUGCGAAUACUUGCUAUACAAGCGCGAGUACGCAAACACAAAGGCAGGCAAGCCCAUCCCCGAGUUCGCCGAACGGAUACGGCCAGAGAUUGCGCUCGAGCUCCUCAUGGCGGCAGACUAUCUAGAGAGCUGAGUCAAGCUCCUACGCACGAUCAACACUGUUGUUGUACCAUCCAAGCCC
Messenger RNA from Mixia osmundae IAM 14324, 399 nucleotides. RefSeq lists its product as uncharacterized. The transcript has 5 exons. Gene Ontology annotation, biological process: ubiquitin-dependent protein catabolic process. Gene Ontology annotation, cellular component: elongin complex. Gene Ontology annotation, molecular function: protein-macromolecule adaptor activity. Bases 43 to 351 code for a protein of 102 amino acids. The record is from RefSeq and is a predicted model, not a curated record. Lineage: Eukaryota; Fungi; Basidiomycota; Mixiomycetes; Mixiales; Mixiaceae.